AUGACAGGAAUUGUCCUUGUGGCCAUCAAUCCAUAUGAGGAUCUGGCAAUCUACGAUACUGACACCAUCAUGGCCUAUCGGGGUCAAGACAUGGCCAAUCUUGAUCCCCACAUUUUUGCUGUGUCUGAGGCAGCUUUCACACAGAUGGAACGGGAGAAUGUGGACCAGUCUAUCAUUGUAUCUGGAGAAUCAGGAGCUGGGAAAACAGUGUCAGCAAAAUAUGCCAUGAGGUUCUUUGCAACCGUCAGUGGGUCAUCAGAUGAGACACAGAUCGAGCAGAAAGUCUUGGCUUCCAAUCCCAUCAUGGAAGUAUGUCCUUCAGGCAAUUUAUUGACGUCCCGGCGGGGGAAAUACGAGGUGAGCAAGCGGAUGUCGGCGGAGCUGCGACCGAGGGCCACGACCCUGGACCGGGGCCGGGGGGUCGUCUCGCGGCCCGCGCCCUACCCCUUCAUCGCCCAGGCGCAUCCGUCCUGCUAUGCCGAAGGGGCGCGGGUCUGGGUGCCGGACAAGGAUGCCGUCUGGAAGUCUGCCACCAUCUCCAAAGACUACAAGGGGACCAAGGGAGAAAUCCUUCAUCUAAUUCUUGAUGAUGACCAAGAGGAGUUUAGUUUGGAAAUCAAGAAUGAAAAGGAUCUACCUCCCCUGAGAAAUCCAGACAUAUUGGUGGGUGAGAAUGACCUCACAGCUCUGUCAUACCUUCAUGAGCCAGCAGUCCUGCAUAAUCUCCAGUACCGAUUCAAUCAGCAUAAUGCCAUCUACACAUAUUGUGGAAUUGUCCUUGUGGCCAUCAAUCCAUAUGAGGAUCUGGCAAUCUACGAUACUGACACCAUCAUGGCCUAUCGGGGUCAAGACAUGGCCAAUCUUGAUCCCCACAUUUUUGCUGUGUCUGAGGCAGCUUUCACACAGAUGGAACGGGAGAAUGUGGACCAGUCUAUCAUUGUAUCUGGAGAAUCAGGAGCUGGGAAAACAGUGUCAGCAAAGUAUGCCAUGAGGUUCUUUGCAACCGUCAGUGGGUCAUCAGAUGAGACACAGAUCGAGCAGAAAGUCUUGGCUUCCAAUCCCAUCAUGGAAGCCAUUGGGAAUGCCAAGACAACCCGCAAUGACAACAGCUCCCGAUUUGGGAAAUACAUAGAAUUGGACUUCACAAAACAGUACACCAUCUUUGGUGCCAACAUGCGCACAUAUCUGCUCGAGAAGUCUCGUGUUGUGUUCCAGGCAGCUAAUGAACGCAACUACCAUAUCUUCUAUCAGCUAUGUUCAGCUGGCAAUCUCCCAGAAAUGGAGCCUUUGAAACUUGCACAUCAAGAUCAGUUCCACUAUCUUAACCAGGGUGGAAACUCAUUCAUCGAGAGCAUAGAUGACCUUGAACAGUUUCAGGCCACUCGGAAUGCCCUGAGCAUCCUUGGAAUCUCCAACGACAUGCAAAUGCAGGUCUUUCGUAUUCUGGCAGCUAUAUUGCACCUUGGCAACAUUGCCAUAUUGGAUACUCGGGAUCAGUCUGAUUCGUGUCAUGUUCCUAAAAAUGAUCCCCAUCUCCUGGUUGUGAGUGACCUCCUCCAAGUGGACAAGGAGGGAUUGGCAAAGUGGUUGACAAAUAGACGUAUCGUGUCACAAAGAGAAGUGUUCACGAAGCCAAUGACAUCAUCGGAGGCGAUGUUUGCUCGCGAUGCUUUAGCAAAGCACGUAUAUGCUAACCAGUUUGGAUUGAUUGUGGAGUGUAUCAACAAGAGCCUUGCCAGUGCCUCCCCCCCUUUCCGCUUCAUUGGAGUCCUGGACAUCUAUGGGUUUGAGACCUUUGAAGUCAAUAGCUUUGAGCAGUUCUGCAUCAAUUAUGCCAAUGAAAAGCUGCAGCAGCAGUUUUGUCAGCAUGUGUUCAAACUGGAACAAGAAGAAUAUUUGCGAGAGCAGAUCGAGUGGAAGUUCAUAGACUAUUACGACAACCAGCCUUGCAUCAACCUGAUCGAGGGGAGACCACUGGGGAUCCUCUCCCUGUUGGACGAUGAGUGCCGCAUGCCCAAAGGCUCAGAUGAAUCAUGGGUCCUCAAGCUAUAUGACAAGUGCAAGGGGCAACACCACUUCAGCAAGCCACGGCUCUCAAAUACGGCCUUCAUCAUCUCCCACUUUGCAGACCAGGUGGCAUAUGAGUGUGCAGGAUUCCUUGAGAAGAACAGGGAUACGGUGCACGAAGAGCAGAUUUCUGUGCUCAAGGCUAGUCAUGAUUUAUAUGUGGUGGAGCUUUUCCUGGAUGAAGAGGAGAGAGCAAAGCACUCCAAGGCAAGACCAUCACCAAUGCCACGAGGUUCUUCCACGCCCACCAGCAAAACUGCUCCAUCAGCAAUGCCAAGAGGUUCUUCCACCAACAAGGGAUUGUCUACUGCAUCCCCAUCAACUGGAGCCUCCCCUUCUGCAUCCAAACACCGAAAGCAGACGGUGGGGUCUCAGUUCCAUGACUCCUUGAACCUGUUAAUGAAGACUUUGAAUGCCACGACUCCACACUACGUGAGAUGCAUCAAACCCAAUGACGAUAAGAUGGCAUUCAAUUUCGACCCAAAACGUGCCGUUCAGCAACUCCGGGCCUGUGGCGUGUUGGAGACAGUACGCAUCUCUGCAGCUGGAUUUCCUUCCAGAUGGACAUACCCAGAGUUCUUCUGGCGGUAUCGUGUUCUCAUCAAGACGAAAGACAUCAAGCGGUCUGAUUUGCCUGCCACAUGUGCCAAAAUCAUCCAGGGAAUCAUCCAGGAUGAAGACAAAUAUAAAUUUGGGAAGACAAAAUUGUUCCUUCGAGCGGGUCAGCUGGCAUACAUGGAGAAGCGUAGAUCGGAUCGUCUCCUUGCUUGUGGAGUCCUCAUUCAGAGAAUCUUCCGGGGAUUUUUGGCCAGGCGCAACUAUAGGCAGAUCACACAAUCUAUCCUCCUCUUACAAACCUUUGGACGUGGAUUUCUUGCACGCAGAACCGCUCAGGAGAUCCGCCAGACCCGAGCUGCUAUCAAGAUACAGAAGCAUGUCAGAAGCUUCGUCUGCCAGAGGAAGUACCAGAGGAUGCGUGCCUGGGUCAUUCGACUCCAGGCACACAUUCGUGCUCACAAUGCCCGUCUUCACUACCUCAAUCUUCUUCAUAAUGCAAAGGCUGUGGUUAUCCAACGGCACAUCCGAGGUUUUCUGGCCCGUCGAGAAUAUUCAAAGGCCAAAAGAAACCUCAUCAUUGUACAGAACCUAUGGCGAAGGAAAUGCGCCAUCCACGAGCUCAAGGAGCUCCGUAAAGAGGCACGUUCAGUUGAGCACGUUAAGAAACUCAACAGAGGUCUGGAGAACAAGAUCAUGUCUCUGCAAAAUCGCAUUGAUGAACUGGUGAGUCUGGCUCCCCUUAUCCCCUGUUCUUUGGUACCAUACUUUGAUCUGGAUAAUGCAACUGCUGAUGCCAAAGAGAAUUCCCAGUUCCACAACCUGCAGACAGAGAAUCACAGGCUGCAAGCAAAAAUCAAGGAACUUCAAGCACACGAGCAUGAUGCACGGGAAGCCCAAUUGGUCCAGAUCCGGCAGCUCCAGGAGGAGCUGAAAGAGGAACGCCUAUCCAAAGAGCAGAUGGCCCACGAGCUCAAGGAGAAACAGAAGUCAUUGGAAGCUCGGCAGGCUGAACGAGAUGAGGCCCAAUUGAAGAGCAAGGAGCUUCAGGACCAACUUGCUCGUAUGGAGGAAGACUUUCAAGGAAGGCUGAAGGAUGAGAUCGAGAAGGCAGCAGAAAGACGAGUAAAGGAAGCCACGCACGAGAUGGAUUCCUUGCUGGCUCGCAACCAGGCAUUGAUCAUGGAGAAGGAGCAGCUGCAGCAGACGGUCGAGGAGCUUCGCGUCCGCCAGCACUUCCCCUUGGGCCCACAGUACUGGUCGGCUUCAUCUAACAUCAGUGUCACCAGUGAGGCCCCCACUGAUAUUGUGCGUGAUGAUGCAUCAGACCUGGCUCACAUGGACCACUUGAGUGUCACUUCCUCUGAACUCCCACUUGAGGAGGAUGCCGGAUAUGGAUCCACUCGCGUCCGGGAUGCAAGCGACCAGAGACGUCUCGAGAACCUGGGCUGGCACAAACCUGAGGACGGAGCCGAUCCAGAACGCACGACCCAGCACCACGUGCAGCUGCUCCUCGAGAAGCUUCGCAAGUACGAACACGAGAACGCCGAACUCCGUGGGAAACUGCAUUCGCAGCAGACAGAAAAGAGCGUCUCCCCCCUGGAAUCAGCUGCGGACCACAUUCGGUUGCAAGAGCUGGAGAUCGAGACCUCCAAGCAGAAAGAAGAGCUGAAACGAUUGCGGAUGGCAGCUGCAGCCGGGCACGGGGCCCUCACGGACGAAAUCAUGGCCCAGCACCAGGCGCUGGAGGACGAGCUGAUGCGGCGGCGGGACGAGUGCAUCGAGCUGCGGUCGGUCCUCGCGGACCAGGCCAAUCGGGUGACGGAUGGCCUGGGGGAGGGGGAGAACCAGGAUUAUGCCGCGGCUUAUGAUGCACUCAAGAAGACGCUCAGGCAGCUGUCGGUGGACCUCCAGCGGGAGAAGGAGCAGAAGGAGGAGCUGCAGGAGGAGAUGAAGCGGUUGCGGAAGGACAACGAGCGGCAGCAGACCCUCCUCGCGGAGAACCUGCGGGACCCGCAGGGCCACACGGAGAGGAUGCUCCAGUCGGACGUACUCCGCCUCACCAACGAGAACCUGGUGGGUGUCUGGGUCCGCUCGGUGGGAGGAUGGGUCCGCUCGGUGGGUGGCUGGGUCCGCUCG
Messenger RNA from Darwinula stevensoni, 4761 nucleotides. The record is from the annotation of a GenBank genome assembly. NCBI's taxonomy places the organism in Eukaryota, Metazoa, Arthropoda, Ostracoda, Podocopida, Darwinulidae.